AUGCAUUUUUCCCGUGACACAAAAUGCAUGCUUGUCACCCAACAUUUCGCCUCGCCAACAAACAGUCGACUAAUUGGUUUGACCCCCAAUGGCAAACUGCCAGCCAACGUCGCUGCCAACGACUCCCUCUGCCGCCUUGAACCGUCUAACGGGCCCAUUCCGGGGUGGUCAGGAGCUUGGGACAUCGUUAGGCCGGCUUUGAGGUCGCUCAGUUCCUCUCCCUCUAUUGGCUUUUUUGUAACCGUUUUCCCCAUUGAGACGGUCCUCAGCCGCGCGUCCGCCACCGGGCAAAAGAACAAACCUUCUGCAGGGCUUUGCGCGUCUGGAAAUGGACCUAUGCGGUGCCUUAUUUGCCGGAAGGUCAUCCGCCAAGUUCAUGUGGUUGCAUCAAAGGAAGAGCUUGGACAUCCAGGGGAAACGGUCGACGGUGAAGCUGUUGCAACGGACUAA
Messenger RNA from Sporothrix schenckii 1099-18, 450 nucleotides. RefSeq lists its product as uncharacterized. NCBI's taxonomy places the organism in Eukaryota, Fungi, Ascomycota, Sordariomycetes, Ophiostomatales, Ophiostomataceae. The coding region runs from base 1 to 450 and encodes 149 amino acids. The transcript has a single exon. The record is from RefSeq and is a predicted model, not a curated record.